AUGUUUGAGGAUUCGAUACAAACGGUGAAAACGAAAUUUUUCUUAUUCUUUUCGAUUGCCGUCGUUUGGACUGAAAUUAACUUCUCUGUCAUGGCAUUUGGGAGUUUUUUUACAGUUCAUGCAGGAUUCUAUGUUGUGCCCACGAUGAACUUUUUGGCUCGCUCUUCGUCAACUUCGCAUGAUCAUCCAUGUUUGCCCACACCGAUCAUCAAGAAAAAACGAGCCCUCGAUGUUGCCGUAAUUGGAACACCGAAUGUUGGAAAGAAUAAUGAAACAAUCGUUACCAAAGACGAUCUUGAUCCAGAGGAGGCUAAAACUCGAUCACAACAUAUUCUCUUCGUACAGGAUGCGACAGCGACAGGAGAUUGCGUUCACCAUCGAGUACUUCAUUUUUUACUGCUAUUCCCACAUUCUCUCCUCAUUGGUCUUCAACAAAGAGAUAUCGCCUACAAAUUGCAACCGAAAAUUGGCGAAGGAUCACAAGAUGGAGAAGUGCUACAAAUUGUAGUGAAUAUAUCGUCAGAAAGAACGACCGGUAAAGCUGAUUAUCGGAAAAAUGGUGGUUCUCGGGUGAUCGAAAUCGAAAAA
Mesorhabditis belari is the source of this 588-nucleotide messenger RNA. The record is from the annotation of a GenBank genome assembly. Lineage: Eukaryota; Metazoa; Nematoda; Chromadorea; Rhabditida; Rhabditidae.